AUGCACCAAAGCAACUUCCCCCCACCAAGUGACUUGAGGACUUCCUCAACUCCACGAACAAGACCUCCUCAACAGCAUCAUUACUCCCCUGAACCACAUAAAACCUACUCCCAGAGAUACGACCGACAUGGACAGCUGUUUGGAGACAAAGUCUCAUCUCGCAGCAACCCAAGGGAGAUGCAAAAUGGGAGCCAAAACACUCACCUCACCAAUCAACAGGGCUCUGAGGGCAGAACCUCUGACUCCUUGUCUUGUAGAAGGGAGAGGCUUCCCUCAAGCUCUAGCUCCAGAAGAGAAAGAGAAGACCUGCGCAAUAAACUAAACAACAGAAGAGCCACUUCACAGCUGAGGACACCUACUCUCCAGUGGAGAGAAAAAAAUCACGGAAGAGGAGAGCACCAGACAAGAAGCCUCUGGUUCUUCUUAGAGCAGGAUACCCCCACUAGAAAGGAAUCUGGAUCAGGAAAGCCCACCACCGCAGCCACAACAGCAUAUUCCUACCACAGAAGAGGUUAUGGGAGACCUCACAGAUGUAACCAUAAACUACCUUAG
This is a messenger RNA of Arabis nemorensis, 552 nucleotides long. Lineage: Eukaryota; Viridiplantae; Streptophyta; Magnoliopsida; Brassicales; Brassicaceae. The record is from the annotation of a GenBank genome assembly.